Iphiclides podalirius (scarce swallowtail) is the source of this 603-nucleotide messenger RNA. The record is from the annotation of a GenBank genome assembly. NCBI's taxonomy places the organism in Eukaryota, Metazoa, Arthropoda, Insecta, Lepidoptera, Papilionidae.
AUGGGUUCUAAAAAAACUUGUCUGCGGUCGGACGAUUUCUUGAAGCCAAAGAAUAUUCUAAAGGACAGCCUCGAAGCUCCCCGCUUAUUUGGGGCAAGUGAUCCAUGGGAACAAAGGGAGCGGGCAACAGGUGAUGUAUCAGCUUGUGAAGUCACGGGUGGUGGGCACCACCGCGGCCACACCAUGCGGAUCCUCGCAUUCCAGCGCAACAAGCGUGUGGGACAAAAACUAUACCUCUCUGAUGACGCUGCACUUUGUCAAUUAGUCAGUAAUAGGGUUUUUAACAAGAUAAUUUCUCACACACACCCCGCGCAAACAAUCGGCGAGGGUUGCGCAAGGGUGCGUUCGUAUCUCCGCCCCCUUCAGACCGAACAAUGCUGGGGAGGGGGUGAGUGCGCGUUGCAUAAUCGGCAGCCCAAUUUUGCACUUUCCACUCUAGAGGACAAUGGGGCGCGUCAAACAAUCGGUCAACGGCGGGACACGGUCGACGGGCGGCAACAAUGCUCCGACGGAUUUAAUCAGCGGUUGCCGUUCGUCGAUGAUGAUCAGUGGGGGAUGAGGCAAUGGAUGAAUACGGCCGGUUCAUUCAAGUACGGCAUUGUU